UAAACGAGUAGAUGAUCAGCUCAGUAAUAGAAUGGAGAGAACUAGGAGGAUAUAAGCAUAUGUCGAGAUGUUUAUUGGAAACCCCGAAUCAGCCUCCGCGUGAUGGCAGUAUGAGGCAGUCCCUGCAAACCGGAGCGUGGGAGUUCCUCUCUUCGCCAUGUCGGGGUGGUGCUGCAACGCGCUGAGGAUACCCUGAACCGAUCAGAAGUCUCCCAGCCCCCCUCCUGCUACUCCAUCCAUCCAUCUAUCUAUCUAUCUGUCUACCCAUCCGCCCCCACACGGCACCAGGCAGAGUCCAGCAUCUCCAGCAUAACUGUUUCCCCGGAUCAGCUGCGACACAUCUUCCCCCUGACCGACGGUGGACGGAGGAGAGACGCACCAAGUGAUGCGGCUUCUGCAGCCCGCGCAUCCCGCAGCACCGAAGACCGCACGCUCGCCCGUUAGGAGUCGGCGCACUUUCCCCGUUAUCUACAACAACCCAUGAGAAUGUCCAGCACAGACAUCGUGGGUUUAAACCCUACCGACCGCCUAAUCAAAUCGGUGCCGUUCCCGCUGAGCCACAGGUUAACCAUGCGAGAGGUGUUCGACUGUGAGGGGAAACCGCGUGUGGACCUGCUGAAGGCUCACCUCACUAAAGAGGGUCGCUUGGAGGAGCCUGUCGCCCUGCGUAUCAUCAACGAGGGGGCCGCCAUCCUCCGCCAGGAGAAGACCAUGCUGGACAUAGAGGCCCCUGUCACAGUGUGCGGGGAUAUUCACGGGCAGUUCUUCGACCUGAUGAAGUUAUUUGAGGUUGGCGGGUCUCCUGCGACAACGAGGUACUUGUUUCUAGGGGACUAUGUGGACCGAGGGUACUUCAGUAUUGAGUGUGUCCUUUACCUCUGGUCGCUGAAAAUCCUCUACCCAAAGACGCUGUUUCUGCUGCGGGGAAACCAUGAAUGUAGACAUUUGACUGAAUAUUUCACUUUCAAACAAGAAUGUAAAAUCAAAUACUCGGAGCAGGUGUAUGAUGUGUGCAUGGAUGCAUUCGACUGUCUGCCUCUGGCUGCUCUGAUGAAUCAGCAGUUUUUGUGUGUUCAUGGUGGCCUGUCUCCAGAGAUACACACUUUAGACGACAUCAAGAAGCUGGACAGGUUCAAGGAACCACCAGCGUUUGGCCCCAUGUGUGAUCUGCUGUGGUCCGACCCGCUGGAGGACUUCGGCAAUGAAAAGAGUCAAGAUUACUUCAGCCACAACAGUGUCCGCGGAUGCUCCUACUUCUACAGCUAUCCUGCGGUGUGUGAGUUUUUACAGACCAACAACUUACUGUCUGUCAUCAGAGCACAUGAGGCGCAGGACGCGGGUUACCGUAUGUACAGGAAGAGUCAGACUACAGGUUUUCCUUCUCUCAUCACCAUCUUUUCUGCUCCAAACUACCUGGACGUUUACAACAACAAAGCGGCCGUGCUUAAAUACGAGAACAACGUAAUGAACAUACGACAGUUCAACUGCUCGCCACAUCCGUACUGGCUGCCCAACUUCAUGGACGUCUUCACCUGGUCUCUUCCGUUCGUUGGGGAGAAAGUGACAGAAAUGUUGGUGAAUGUCCUCAGUAUCUGCUCUGAUGAUGAGCUUAUGAACGACGGAGAUGAGAUCUUUGAUGUCUUCUUUUCUCUCUCCUUUUUUCUCAUAGCCAUCCGUGGCUUUUCUCCACAGCACAAGAUCAACAGUUUCGAGGAGGCGAAGGGUCUGGACCGCAUAAACGAGCGAAUGCCGCCUCGCCGAGACGUGGUCAACAGCGUGGGGCUGUCAAUGGGCAAGAUGAACAUGGCCGAAUCCAACGGCACGGACGACAACAGCAAUAUCCAGUGAUUCAUCUCCUCCUCCUCCUCGCUCGCCCCUGCUUCUCCUCCCAUAAUGCAAUUCUCCCCACUCCCCUCAUUUUCACUGCUACCGUCUAUGUAGCAGAUGGACUAUGUGAUAUAUUUAGACAGAACUCCCUGCUUGACGUUCAACUGCCUCAACAACAAACAUGAGACGGGCCACGCGAAGGAGAUCAUGCGUGAGAGUUGCAUGAUGGGAUAUGUAGUUUUAUGGAUAUGGGGCUAUGUAAUGGAAAUACGAACACAGAGUGCAUUUCCUGUUCCUUUGUCCGAAGAGAUGUUUAUUUAUGCGUGUUUGCACUUUGCGUGCAUGUCUGUGUGUGUGGGCGACAUGUGAUAUAUAAUUAAUAUAUGAUGAUGAUGAUGAUGAUG
Messenger RNA from Sinocyclocheilus grahami, 2231 nucleotides. RefSeq names its product serine/threonine-protein phosphatase 2B catalytic subunit alpha isoform-like. Bases 481 to 1848 code for a protein of 455 amino acids. Gene Ontology annotation, biological process: calcineurin-mediated signaling. The transcript has 12 exons. NCBI's taxonomy places the organism in Eukaryota, Metazoa, Chordata, Actinopteri, Cypriniformes, Cyprinidae. Gene Ontology annotation, molecular function: calmodulin-dependent protein phosphatase activity. The record is from RefSeq and is a predicted model, not a curated record.